This is a messenger RNA of Acanthopagrus latus (yellowfin seabream), 2947 nucleotides long. RefSeq names its product coiled-coil domain containing 175 (gene ccdc175). The record is from RefSeq and is a predicted model, not a curated record. Bases 394 to 2610 code for a protein of 738 amino acids. The transcript has a single exon. Lineage: Eukaryota; Metazoa; Chordata; Actinopteri; Spariformes; Sparidae.
UUACGUUAUAUUUUUCAGGACAUAAGUCGCCAGAGGCUCAUGCGUCAAAAAACACGUAAUGUAACUUUCGUUUUUCAAACGCGAAGGUCACCCGGCUUGUCUGUGUAUCGAAACCUAACUCUGGCUUCUAUUCUUACGGUUAGUCACAACCUCAGUGUCAGCAAUUGCUUAGUUUCACGUAGUAGCUUUAGCUUGUGUUAGCUUUAGCCAAAGCUAAAGCCAUUUUGGUCUCGCUGGUUUGCCGUAGCAGAGUGCUGUCUCUUCGUGGUGGGGCACCUGUUGCCAUGGCUACUCCACUCACAGCAGGAUGUCGAGGGUGGAAGCUAACUGAACUUUAGAAAGACAAGAACAAACGGAAAACAAAAAAACACAAAUAUAGUUAUAGAGAUACAGAUGUUGAACAUGGCUACUUGCCUUGUCCCCGACUUCCCGGCCGUCAUGAUCGCCCUCGAGCAUUUAAAGGAACUGGACAAGCAGCUGAAAGAGGACGGGAUACCAUUCUCACCUGAGGCAAGCCUUCACCUGACAGAAAUAACGUCUGCUGUCACUCAGCUGGAGGUGGACCGGCGUGCUGCUCAUGAACAUUUAGAGGUUGAGACCAUAGAAAACAGCAAGCUGAGACAUCAAUCUAACAUCAUAAGGGAACGAAUGAGCCAGGAGAUCACGGCUGAUGUAGCAGCAGCCCGGGCAUCAAAUGCUGAGGAGAUAGAGCAGCUGCAAAAAGAGCUCGUCGCAGUUUCUCAGCUGAAGGAGUCCAUUGUAGAAAGACAGGAAGCCCUCCUGAGCCAAAAUGAAGCGCUAUACCCCGAGCGAGAGAAUGUGAAGGCUGAACACGACAAGGUUGUCGCCACUCUGAAUGAUCAAAUCACCUUGAAAUAUGGCUUGCAGUUGCACCUGGAUCGGACUCUGGAGCAGGUGGAGGAGCUUAAGUCCACCAUUGUCGUGGUCGAACGGGACAAAAUAACACUGCCGCAAAACAUGGCACUGGAACGAGAAGCAUUCACUGCGAAACGAGACAACCUGUCCAGAGAGGUGGACCAGGUCGAGGGGAAAAUUAAGCAGCAGAAGCAAGAGAUCAGGAGGAGCAGGAGAGAGCUGGAGACAGUUGACAACAAGAAACAUGAAACCAAUGAGCAUCUGGACGAGCUCACACUUCACAUGGCCAAGCUGGAGAGCGAGGUACAGAGACUGACGGCAUCUGUGUGCGAGUGCGAGAAACAGCUGGAGGGGGAGACCCAAAAACAUCAGGAUUUGAGGCAACAGAGACAAACUCUAAAGAAAGAGCUGUGUGAGUUACGUGAAACCCACAGCGUUGUCGUCCAGCAUCUGAAAGAGCAAAUUGCCACAGUGGAAGGUAAAAUAGAAGAAAGUCGAGCAUCGCGAUUGCUCUUUCAAGACUCCCUGGCUCAUAUCUAUGAGAUAUUCAAACACCAAUGUGAUGAAGAGAAUGAAGUGAAGGCAGAGUAUUCCCAUGUCUCGCAGCAGCUGGAGCAGUCCAAGCUGCAGCUGGAGGAGCGCAUUGCCUCCAUAGUCAAACUCAGCAAGGAGACCAAAGACAUGGACAGGCAGAUCGCAGAACUCCUGGAAGCCAACACGAUCAACAAGCGCAUAUUUGAGAGGAAUCAGGAGGAGAUGUAUGGCGACAUGGACACAGAGAAGAAGAACGUCAGCCAUUUUGAGGAAGAGAAGGGGCGGCUGACAAGGCUCUUGGAGAAGGCGAAGAGGAAGCAGGAGGAGCACGUGGCGAAAAUGACCUCUGAUAUUGGCAGCACCAGGAGGAGGUACCAGGAGCUUCAACAAGAGGAGGAUGCACUCCUGCAGCGGCAGCCCAAGAGUUCAGAUGCCGGCUUGCUGAUGAGUUACAUGGCCGAGUGUGAGGUGGAGUACAGACAAGAGGAGACCAGACACCAUCAAGAAAUGGAGCAGUGCACUGCGGCGACUGAGAGCAUUGUGAGGAGCAACGAGGAGAAGCAGAGGGAAGUGGAGGAGAAAGAGGAGAUGCUGAAGGAGGUGGAAGCAACGUGGGACGCAGAGGUGUCCAGGUACCAGAGACUGAAAAUGCUGACAUGUGAGCUGAUGAGAAAGAGGGACAAUCUGGAGGCAUCGAUUCAGGAGCUGAAGGAGAAAACCAGCUCUCUGCUACAGCCCAAAGAGAAAAUGAAGACUGAGCUGGGGGAAAUGCGAGGAAGUCACAUGGACUGGCUCAAGAAACAGGCGUCAGAGCUGAGAGCUGUGGAGAUAAGCAUCUAUAACAAUAGCAUGAAUCUGCAGGAGGUCAGCAUGGAGAACAGCAGGCUACAUCUUCAUAUCAGACAGAUGACAGAGGAUGUCAGCAGGGCGAGGGAGGACAAAGAGCGAUACUGGCAGGAGCUCCAGCAGUUCAGGCAGGACAUAUUGGCCUUGUUUGAGAGUUUACAGGAAGCAUGGAGAGAGGACAUGCUGCUAACUCAGGACUGUCAGAGCAGCGAUGGGGCUCUGUUGGAGUCAAUGAGCACUGUAAUAAACUUUCUGAAGACCAGGAGAGAGGAGUUAGGGAAUUUCAGCGCACUCCUGCACCACCAAAUGUUAGACUUCAGCAAACGACUGGGAGAUAAAACAACUGUAGAUUAGCAGAAUCGAGCUGAUAAGUGUCUUUAAUUCUGUGUUGCUAAGAGUAAAAUGUCCGCUGACCUGCAGUGUCUAAUGCGUAUUCAGUUAGACUGCAUGCAUGGGGCGCCGCUUAGCUCAGUUGGUAGCGCGCGUGACCCAUGUACCGAGGCUCUGCAGCGGACCUGGGUUCAACUCCCGGCCUGGGUCCCCCUGCUGCGUGUCACUCCUUGUCUCUUACCCUGUUUCCUGUCACUCUCUUCAGCUGUACUAUAAAUAAACCCAGAAAAAGGCCCAAAAAAUACUUAGGGAAAAAAAAACUCCAUACUCAGACUUGGUAUCAAUUCAUAAUAAAAACUUU